Molecule: messenger RNA, 6519 nt
Organism: Spodoptera litura
Lineage: Eukaryota; Metazoa; Arthropoda; Insecta; Lepidoptera; Noctuidae
Gene: msk
Product: importin-7 msk
Biological process (GO): protein import into nucleus
Cellular component (GO): cytosol; nuclear envelope
Molecular function (GO): small GTPase binding
Source: RefSeq, a predicted model, not a curated record
AUCAUAGAGAAAUCGUCUUUUUUACCUCUCCACGCCCGGCGGUAGCUUGUGCCCUUACUGAUAUUUAUUUUGUGAUUUAAAGUUAAUUACUGAAAAAUGGACACAAGAAAGCUAACAGAGAUUUUGCGUGGAACAAUCGAUCCUGUUCAGAGACUGGCGGCAGAAGAACAGCUUUCCCAGAUCCACAAGAUUAUCGGAUUUGCACCUUCAUUAUUGCAAGUUGUUAUGCAAAAUGAUGUUCCCAUACCAGUAAGACAAGCUGGUGCAGUAUACCUAAAGAAUCUAAUUAAUUCAGGAUGGCAGGAAAAGGAGCCAGAGAAUGGCGAACCUAUUCCAUUCAACAUCCAUGAGCAAGACCGCUGCAUGGUCCGGGACCUUAUUGUAGAUGCCAUUAUACAGGCACCAGAUAUAAUAAGAGUUCAAUUGUGUGUCUGUCUUAAAACAAUCAUCAAACAUGAUUUCCCGGCUCGGUGGACUCAGAUUGUGGACAAGGUCAGCAUAUACUUGCAAAGCCCGGAACCAAACACAUGGAUGGGAGCUCUACUAUCUUUAUACCAGCUAAUCAAAAAUUAUGAAUACUGCAUUGCUGAAAAAAGAAUUCCACUAAAUGAAGCAAUGAAUCUGCUUCUGCCUAUGAUGUACAACUUGAUUGUGAAUCUCCAAGGCGAUCCUUCUGCAGAAUCUGUCCUGAUACAGAAGCAAAUACUCAAAUGUUUCUAUGGUCUAAUAAAGUACAUUUUGCCUUUAGACCUAAUCACAAAGGAUAUAUUUACCAAGUGGAUGGAGGUGUUACGAGUAGUGAUGGAACAACCCGUACCAGAGUCAACUUUGCAAGUCGACGAGGAUGAGCGUAUGGAACUUCCAUGGUGGAAAUGUAAAAAGUGGGCGGUGCACACCUUAUACAGAUUGUUUGAACGGUAUGGCAGUCCAGUAAAUGCCCGUGAAGAGUAUGCACAAUUUGCCGAGUGGUACCUUACUACCUUCACUCGUGGAAUCUUGGAAGUUCUGUUGAGAGUAUUAGACCAGUACAGAAACAAAGUGUAUGUUUCACCACGGGUUCUUCAACAGACAAUCAGCUACAUUGACCAAUGUGUAACCCAUGCACAUUCCUGGAAGCUCUUGAAGCCCCAUAUGUUUGCGAUCAUACAAGAUGUGCUGUUCUCUCUCAUGUCAUACUCCGAGGCUGAUGAAGAACUGUGGAAAACUGAUCCCCAUGAAUACAUAAGAAUAAAGUUUGACAUAUUUGAAGACUUUGUGUCGCCUGUCACUGCCGCUCAAACACUACUGACAUCUUGCUGCAAAAAGCGUAAAGAUAUGCUGGGACGCACUAUGCAUCUGUGCAUGCAAGUGCUAACCAAUCAAAAUUGCGAGUAUGGACCUCGACAGCGUGAUGGUGCCUUGCACAUGGUUGGCACGCUCAAUGAUAUCCUCAUCAAGAAAAAGAUGUAUAAAGAUGAAAUCGACUCUCUUCUGAGCCAGUAUGUUUUUCCCGAGUUCCACAGUCCUCUCGGCUACAUGCGUGCCAGAGCCUGCUGGGUUCUGCAUAGUUUUGGCAAUAUUCGUUUUAAGAAUGAUCAGUUGCUUCUCGAGGCCAUCCGAUUAAUCGUUACGGCUCUUCUCAACGACCACGAAUUACCCGUAAAAGUUGAAGCAGCAGUUGCUAUUCAGAUGCUAUUGUGUUCGCAAGAGAAAGCUCACAAAUAUUUAGAGCCUCAAGUGAAGGCCGUGACAUCCGAGUUACUGAAGCUAAUUCGGGAGACUGAAAAUGACAACAUAGCGAUUGUACUGCAAAAGAUAGUACCCUUGUACACUGAGCAGUUGAUCGAUAUGGCCUACGAGAUCACCGAGCAUUUGGCGACGACAUUUAGCAAAGUAAUUGAGACAGACUUAGGAACCGAUGAGAAAGCUAUUACUGCUAUGGGUCUUCUUAACACCAUGGAGACAGUCCUCACUGUGAUGGAAGAUAAUCCAGAAAUUAUGGCUCAGCUGGAGAAGACAGUGCUUCGCGUGGUUGGACACAUACUGCAUCACAACAUUAUUGAAUAUUACGAAGAAGCCAUGACUCUGCUCUGCAAUUUGACGUCUCGGAACAUUUCUGAGGACAUGUGGAAGGUUCUGGAGAUGCUGUAUCAAGUUUUUGAAAAAGAAGGAUUCGACUACUUCACUGAUAUGAUGCCAGUACUGCAUAACUACAUCACCGUCGAUACGAACGCCUUCUUGUCUAAUGAGAACCAUAUCCUCGCGAUGUUCAAUAUGGUUAAAGGAGUGCUGAAUUCAGAUGCUGAAGAUGAGUCGGAGAUAUAUGCGGCCAAACUUCUGGAAGUGAUGGUCUUGCAAUGUUCCGGCAAGAUAGACAAUUGUCUGCCCUCCUUUGUUGAGUUAGUGCUCAACCGUCUGACGAGGAAAGUCAACACUUCUGAGCUGAGGACCAUGCUGCUCCAGGUCCUUAUUGCCAUAUUGUACUGCAACCCCCAACUCUUAUUCACAAUAUUAGACAAGCUGCAGGAGUCUGUGCCCAACGCAUCUAUCACACAGCAUUUCCUAAAGCAAUGGAUCCAUGACACUGAUUGCUUCAUGGGAUUGCACGACAGGAAGCUGUGCGUCCUCGGAAUUUGCACCCUCUUAGAAAUGGGUCCCCAAAGGCCUAACCUUGAUGAAAUCAUGCCCAAGCUCUUGCCCUCAUGUCUCGUGCUGUUUGAUGGGCUGAAGCGAGCUUACGAAAUCAGGGCAGAGGCUGAUGAGGAGACAUCUUCUGAAGAGGAUGACGAAGAAGAAGACGAAGAAGUACUGUCGAGUGACGAAGAUGAUCUUGACGAAAUGAACAACGAGUAUCUUGAGAACCUUGCCCGCAUGGCUCUCAAGUCUAGCGAGCUACAGGGCAUCACUAUGACCGCCAAUGUCGAGGAAUAUGAAGAGAGUGACGAUGUGAGUCCACUUGAUGACGACGAUUAUGAGCCAGAGGAUACCGCCAUAGAAUGCUAUACAACUCCUCUUGAUGACAAGGACUGCGUCAUUGACGAGUAUAUCAAAUUCAAAACUACAUUGCACACGCUCUCGACUACUGAGCCAGCCCUGUACCAUGCCCUCACGAGCGGGCUCAACGAAUUGCAACAGAAGCAGCUAAACGCUGUCUUCGUAUUAGCAGACCAGCGCAAGGCGCAGCAGGACAGUAAACGCAUUGAGCAAAGUGGAGGCUAUAUGUUCACCGUACCUGCACAGGUGCCAACCAAAUUCAAAUUCGGCUCGUAAAUGUAACAUAGCAAAUAUUACUCGUAAACAUUCAUCACACUUGUUGAAUAUAUCCUCCAAUUUGCCGCUUACGCUAUAAUUAAUACAAAUAGGUAUAUCAGCUCUAAAUUGCUCGUUCGUUUUAGCAUCGCAGUUGGAGCACCGGAGCUGCUUCGCACUCCGACGGCUAAGUAAACUGUUCUUAGUUCACAUGCGUAGGCGGCCAGCUAAGGCUUAAAUUCUUAGUGAGGCUGUAGGCUAAUCUAUGCCCUUGAUUCAAGCCCGCGGCAACAUUGGAACAGGAGCAUAUAUUACAAGUGUGCUUGUCUUCGAACAUAUAUGUAUACACAGAUGUGACACAUACAAAAUAUGUUUUAAAAACUUACAAAGUGAUCACUAAUGACAAAGGAUUACUGUCAAUUCAAGCGACUUACUAUUUAUUAUAUUUAUCACUUUGUAAAUAUUUAUUACGUAUCGUUACUUUACUGAUAUUGUGCUUCAUACAUAAUAUGUUAAAAUUAUCUAUCAAUAGAAUUUACUAUUAUGAUAUUCUUGAUGAAGAUUAACUCGUCGAGUACCGGUUUUGUAGACACAAUUAUAGAACAAUAGGUUGCGGUCACCGGUGACCGCUUGGUGCUUGACAGUUUAAUAUUUUAAUUUGAUGCUAAAUACAUAUUAUUAUUGCUUUUGAUUGGCAAUUUGUUCCUGACGAAGCUACUUUAGCGAAUGAAUAUAUACUAUAUUAAUUAUUAUGAGAUGAAUAAGGAAAUUUGUGAAAAUUAAAUCGAGUUCCUUUAUGCUUUGUGACAUGUAUCCACAAUUUUACACAUUAGUGCCAACAUAAUAUUAUUGUAAUCUAAUUUUGAAAUGAAAUACCUAUUGUAUUGACGGGUUGUGUUGUUCGUAGGUCGUAAACAAAUUGCAAUUAUGUAUUAUGAAGUAACAAUAUCAGUGUUUCAUUGAAAGUGGAGAAAACCUUCAGGUAUAAUUAUGCAAAUAUGUCUCGACUCGAGAGGCUAAACACACUGUUUACUCUAGAUUUAUUAACAUAUUAUGAUGGUAUAUUCGGGAAUUAGAUGUUACAAUUUAACUCUGUCUGUUCGUAGUUAGAUGGGUUCCGUAUUUAAUUAUAGUUCAAUUCAUGAUAUAUCAAUGUUUAAAAUCAUGUUCGUUUAGCAAAAUAUGAUAUGUAAUGAUAAUGAUAAUACGUAAACAUGUCUAAUUCAAUAGUCAAUAGUUUGUAGGUGGUUUUUCCUUAAUAGGGAUUGAUAGUAACAGUCAAAUUUUAAGUACAUAUCAUAACAUGUUGCUUGCUCGUCGUUUAAUUAGGACGAACACACUCUGCAGACCUUCCUUCAAAGUAGUUAGAAUGUACGGAACCCUUGCAGGUUACAUUAUUAGCAUUAAUCAAAUCUAUGUUCUCUAAAUCCAAAGUAAGUUUUGGCCAUGAUGAUAGGAUAGUGAUUGGGCCCUAAAAGUAAACAUGUGUUACAGUAAUAAUAUCAACAAGAAGUGUCUAUGAUUUGAUUACGAAAUGUUUAGAGUAAAAUUAUUUUGUACUCUACUGCCGAACGAAAUAAAUACAACAUAUCAACAAUAAUUGGCUACAAUUUUACCACAGGUGAUUUCAAAUCAAAUUAAGUUAUUAAUUCCAAUACUUCGUUAGUAAGAAAAUGCUGUAACUGUUUCCUUCAAUGUUGAUUAGCAUAAUAUAUUUUUGUGAUUCUGAUGAAGUUCUCAAAUUUUAAAUACUAAUUCGAUUAGAUAUCUGCAAUAUUAGAUUAUUCGUUAGAAGGGAAGGGAAUUUUAAAACUUAGGAUACAAUUGAUGCUGUUACAUCGUUUUCUUACUAACUAGUUUUUUUCUAUUUUUGUUUUUUUUUUCACAAUUACUUUAAAAUACAGAUUAUUAUAAUGUUAUAUGCAUAAAGGAUAUGCAUCACUAACCUGGCAGUUAUAGUUCGAAAGCAAUUAUAUUAAGUUUUAAAAAUUUAUUAUGUAGUUGUCAAAACUUUGUUAUUUCUGUUUACAAUUGGCUGGAAAGAUCGUUACUCGUAUAUAAAUAACAGACUUUGUAACUACUUUGGAUUGUGUAUAUUAGAAUGAUGAAUAUUAUACACAAUGGUCGAUGCUUAUUCAUUGCCAUCAUUUAUAUAUGUUCAAGUAGUUCGUUAUUAUGAAGUAAAUGUCUUGUAUAUUUGGUAUGAUAACCUAAACACUGAUUGUAUGCAGAAAUUUUGUUAUUAUGCUUAUUUACUUUUCGACAACUGUUGAUAUAAUUGUUAUAACCAUCACAAUCUUUGGUAAAUAGUCCUCUGCUUUUAAGAAUUUAGUGAAAUGUGACAAAGUUUAUCUGUUAGACUUGUAUGAAGGUUCAUCUAUAAUAUUUUAGUUCAGAUUCUGACGUUACUUUACAAACACAAUUUGAUACCUUUUAAAUUUGUUAUGUAAUGAUUGAAAUGAACUUCGAAGUCAGUAAUGUGGCAUAAAGGGAUGUUCUAGUGUAUGAGAUGAGGACUUGUUACUGUUUUCUUCUGGCGUGAGGUGCGAAAAGACUGUUGUUACGUUGCUGGAGUGAAAUCGUUGAUGACUUGCCGCAAUCACCGACCGCAGUUCCGCCUACCAGGCCUCGAAGUCGUCUUACAUAGUGGUGGUUUAUAAGUGACUGGUUAGAGAUUAGCAUGUAAGGCACCGGGAAGACUACAGAUUGGGCCAAGCUCGUAUAUUUUUAUGUAAUUAGUCUUAACUUUCAAAUUGGAAAAUUGUUCAAAAUUAUAGGAAAUUCGCGCACUUCUUUUUGAUUUAUUUAUGAUAAUUUUCACAUAACUAGCAAACACGAGCAAAAGUUUAAUAUAUGUAAUAGUGUUCGAUCUCAUAAACAAUAUAUACUCAUAGUUUUUCUCUCAAGUAUGUACUAGAAAAAUAGUAAAAUCCGUGUUAGAGUUACAAUAAAAUGACACAUAUUAAAUCUUAACAAGAUAGCUGCAGCUGCGUAAUGCAUUUGUUUCUGAUUGAUGUUGGUGUUUAUUCUACGUGGCGAUUGUAAUGUGUAUUCUAUGCAAUAAAUACUACUAUGUUAUUGUAGUGGCACACUUCACGGUUGUUACUUUUCCUAAACAGUCGGUUGGAGCGCCAACCGACAAAAUGUGUAUGUAUGUUAUUUUAAGCGAUACUAAACCGCUCUUGUCUAAUAGAACUUACUGUCAUCACUGAAUUGUUUGUGUGAUUUGUAUUAUUAUUCUAUACCGCAGCUUAGAUGUAUACACGAUUAUAAAUAAUCUGUAUUUUCUAA